UAUAAAGAUAACAUCCUUUGAAGAGCAGAAAAAUUCGCCGAACUUUCUAAUGCGGUUCUGAUCCCUCUGUAUAUCCAAGACAAUAACCAAUAUAAUAAACUGUUCGACUUCACUGCAGUCAAUGCUCGACGUCCAGAGGUGCUCACUUUCCUGUCUUCAAGUUUCUUCAGCCAACCUAGUCAAGACGCACACGCAGCCUAUAUCAGCGUUUUUUCAAACGAAAUUAAAAUGAGAACGACAACUGAAAAGAGAAUAGUCCCAGUUUGGCUGGUUUUCCACGAUGGCCUCUUCAUGAAUAUAGAUAUGGUCAACAAAGAUUUAUUGAAUUUCCAUUAUUUUCAACAGUCUUUUGAAAGAUACGACACGAUUUUGAAUUCUCUGGGUUACGGAACAUCCCUGACAGAAUUAUUAUCCGAGGUUUAUUCAACAUUUAGGGAGAGACUCUUGUUGAGUACAGCCUUACUUAUGGCUUAUGUGGACAUCUUGAAGUUGUGCGAUUUCCAACCAGACAUGAUUUGUGGUUAUGGCUUGGCUGAGAUCGUUGUUGCCUAUCAUGAUGGCUGUAUCGAUCAAGAUCAAUGUCUGAAAAUUGCUUAUCUGAUUGGAACAUAUUUUACUUCAUCAGAUAAUGAAGAUAAGAAAGAAAUCGACCUUGAAAUACGUUUACCAAUGUCGGCGAAGUCUCGUUUACCUGACCAGGCAACGCUUAUAGCAACCUUGAAUGAGGACACCUUUUACAUCAGAGUGCCCCAGAAUUGUCUUGAAGCUGUCAAUAAAAUAGAAGGUACAAUGACCCGUUUUAUUAAAGGAAUACCUGUGUACAACACUAACCAUAAACAACUUGACCAACUACAGAGCGAUUUAAGAGCGACAUUUCGACCAAGAGACAGGUCUUUUAGGUGGAUUUCUUCACUGGAUCUGAUGCACCCUUCUAAGACAAUCCAGAUCGAAAACAGACAGUUCGAUGAUCAAUAUGUCCAGCGAAUCCUGACCACUUGCGUUGAUAUUCCAACGGUGUUAAAGCAAUUACCUCCAGUCAAAAAGCUUCACCUGAACGGUGCCAUCCGCCGGGACCAGGUUUCCACAAAAGACCUCUAUUGCUUACCCGAUUCGUCUUCUCUCCUAACCGCUUUAGGAGAAUUAUAUUUACUGAGUAAAAAUGAGAAAUUUAGAAAUGUUAAUCAAGAUGUAUUUCCGCUUGAUUCUACCGCACCCUCAAUUGGUCACCUUGUUAGCUGGGACCAUUCUUUUGAAUGGCCAGUUCCAAGCUGGCCUCAGUUCUUGAUCCCUGAGAAAAGUUUCCUGAGUAAAACCCAUUACAUCACCGGACACUUCAGCGAAUAUUACGAUGCCGUGUCAAUUUUAUUAUUUGAAACUAUUUCUCUGAUUACGGGAUUAAACUCUUCCAUUUUCAUGCAAGUGAAUAUGUCUUCCGAGCUGCAUCGUGAAGACAUCGACGAUGCUGAAAUCCAGGUGCUUUGGCAUAGUGGCAGGGUCUCUGUGACGAAGAACGAUGAUAUACUUUUGUUUGGAAGUUUCCGGACGGGAAAUCUUUUUGAAAAGUUUUUCCUCGAUAUCGAAGAAAUAUUUUUAGAUGAAAAUAUCGUGAAAUACGAAGUGCUGUGGCAAAAUGAUUUAUUAGAUUUCAUGAACACCAUCUUUGAGUAUGGCUACUCUCACUUCCGGACACAUUUAACCGCUGUAAUAUUCGACCCGGCAUUACACAACGAAGGACUGCACCGACAUACUUUCUUGUUAGCAGCAUUUGAACUGGAGACCGGUAUUUGUCAGUCUGGCGGCCUGGUGUUACAAUUCAGUCCGCCCCCCGUUGCGCUUUAUCUGAAGGAUGUGGAAUCUCCCAAACACGAAGACUUAUUUGUUGAGAGUAUGCUGGUCUACGAUAUCUCCAAACAAACAGCCGCCACCGUCUUAAUAUAUUCUGGAUUCCAUUCUGUAACAGGCAAUGCCAACAUUGGUAUCUCACUGGUUUUAGAUGAACGUUUUUACAAUCGAUUUAUUGAAGUUGAUCGACCAAUCAAACAGACCGACUUGACCAAGGUCCUCCCGUACCUUAUUUCCUAUCACCUGCUUCACAGAGUCCUUCAGUUGCAGCCAGGACAGACUCUGCUGAUUCAUCCACCUUAUGAUGUGGUCUAUCUGUUUCUUAUUGAAAUGGCAUCGGCUUUCUGCAAACACAUUUACGUAUCGUCUUGGAGCCUGGAACACAGCAGUGAUUUAGAAGAGAUGUUCCCAGGCGUUUCGUCUGUCUGGGGCUUGUACUUGAAUAAUAAAAUAUUGUCUUUGACGAAAGGCUUGGGUUGCGAUGCUGCCAUUACAUCUGGAACUGAUAUCAAUAAUGCCUUCAUCACUCUCGCAGACAAUGGAAAACUUGUCCUCUUAGGAAUUCCAGAUCCAUCUGAAUAUAUUGGUAUGAGUGCGUUUCUAAGAAACCUCACGCUUCAUGUCACAGAACCUUUCGGUGCUGUCUUUGAGUUCUUGAAACAAGAUGAUUCCGCUUUACAUUCGGAAUUGGUAAACAGAAUUCUAAACGCCGAAUCUUUUCAGUUCUGUGAUGGCUAUUCACUGGAGCAGAGUUUUUUGUACACACGGUUGCAUAUUGGUGAAUUUGAAACCCCCGUCAGCUUGACUAAGAUACAAAACUUCUUUGAAUCUUUUGAAGACAAUUCGGAAUUUGUCAGUAAAUUUGCUGGCAGGAGUUGGGAUUUUUUGGAAAAUAUAAAGCAAACACUGAGUUCGUUUCGGAAAAUUUUUCAAUCGCCCGUCGCCAUUUCUUGGAGUGACAAGACACUACAGCAGUCUCCUAUGAAACCAUCCAUAAUCGUCACUCUUCCUGAAAGUCCAUCAUUGGAUAAUGAAGAUCCUCCCUUUGAAAAUGUUCGUAGGAAUCUGGCCCAAUGGAGGAAAUCCCCAAAACUCAAUAGAAAUGUACCAUCCCCUUUGAAGAUCACAUCUUUUGCUGAUGAGUAACUGUUGGUUAUGAGUCCACCGAAACCUGAUUUUUCACCUUGUAUUAAAGAAUUAAUGGAACGGGGACAAUUUAAUGCCUGAAAAAAGGAAAAAAAUAUGUAUUGAAUAAAUAUUUAUUUGUGUCUAAA
This is a messenger RNA of Octopus sinensis (East Asian common octopus), 3116 nucleotides long. RefSeq names its product fatty acid synthase-like. The transcript has 19 exons. NCBI's taxonomy places the organism in Eukaryota, Metazoa, Mollusca, Cephalopoda, Octopoda, Octopodidae. The record is from RefSeq and is a predicted model, not a curated record. Bases 229 to 2988 code for a protein of 919 amino acids. Gene Ontology annotation, molecular function: transferase activity.